UUUUGUUUUUGUUUUUGUUUUUUUUUUUUCUCUCACGGUGGGUCUUUGUGGCGCUCCCGAGGUGGAGUCUGCAGAUCCGAGGGACACCUGGGCUGGAAGCGGAGGGAGGGGCAGGGUGACCUGGGGGGAGGCUGGCAGCCCUCGCAGGGCCUGUCCCGGCUUCUGUCUGCUCGCCAAGUGCGGGUAGGAAAUGCUCGUCUAGCAGCCAGGAGCGCUGCUGGAAGCAAACCCACUCUGCACUGCAUGCAACAUGGAAGGAGAAAGUGCAGUGCCCGGUUGUCGUGAGCUUGCAGACCUGGAGAGCACAGCAGAAAACGAACCUGAUCCUUUCACUACAUUUUCUGUGAAAAAACUUUUUGGAUUUACAGCUAAAUCUGAAUCCACUGCUUCCAAAGAAGAAACAGUGCUUAAAGCAUUUCAACCUUUGUACACCAAUAGAAAUACUCAUGCUGACACCUGGCAUGAGAGGAAUGAUAAUGAUUGUAAUGAUGACUUGGAAAAUCAGCGUGGCAGGAAUAGUCCCAGUGGCCAAGCUGACCCAAUGUCUGGCAGGCAAACUGACCUGGAACCGGAGUUAGCUGAGCAAAAUGAAUUACUUCACCAUUUAAGGUUUGUACAGACUUCUUUGUCUGAAUCCGACGAUGAUGGCAAGGACGCGAUUCUUGUACAAGGUACUUUGGUUCAUACAACAAGUGAUACAGAAUCGGACACGGAGAGUAAGGACCUAGACACCGAUGAAAACAAUACAAGCGAAUCUGGGCUAAAUAAUGCUGCUUUGUCUGCUGGGGCUUUGGACGAUAACAAGCAAAAUAAGGAAGAGCCAGAAUCAGAAGGGCACAGCAACAGUGAUGACACUAUGGAUACAGAUGACAUUGAGUUACACCCACCAAUUUCUAAGCAGCUCCCAAAAGAGCUGGAUGGUAUUCUGGAGCAUGACUCCAAUCAAAAAGACAAAAUAUUAAUGGAUGAGCAGUUCAGUCACUUGCUUGCUACAGGGGAAUGCCCUCGAGAACUUCCAGAUGAAGAACAAAGACCUUCAGCUGAUAAUACAUCGCCACAAAAAACAGCCCUGGCUGAGAAGACUUUCCAGCUGCCCGCUUUCUUUAGUGGACUACGUGUGAGGAAAAAGGGACUAACCACAGAGGAUGGGGAAACUGUUACAGAAAUUAAACCAAGGGAGAAUGAUUUAGCUCUGCUUAAAUUACGACAGCCUGUUAAGAAAUCCAGUAUUACAUCAGGUUUGACCACUAAAAAAAAAUCAACUGAACCUAAAACAAGUCCUACUUUCCUGGAACAGCUCUCACACUUGUUAAACAUAGACGUCUCUAAGAAUGAAGAUAGAACCGAGGACUCUGGUGAGGGAUCUGGGGAGACCGAGGACAGUGAUGAAGCUCAAGAGAACAAAGCCUCUGGCAAAACAGAACCACGAUUUCCCUCUGAGGAAAUAAAAUCAAGCCCUGCGGAAUCUGCACUGGACGUCUUCAAAGCUUUAUUUACACGGCCUCCCAAAAAAGAAACAACUGCGGAUACUUCAGAGCUGGAAGCCAUAAAACGCAAAAUGAGAAAUGAGAAAGAGUCUUUGAAAGCUGUAUUUGAAAGGUCAAAAUCAAAACCUGGGGAUGGAGCAUCAGACAAAUCUCCUGACCUGAGUCCCUCAGAGCAAGAUGACAAGACUCCAGGGAGACUCCAGACUGUCUGGCCGCCACCAAAAGCAAAGCACGAAGAAGUAAAAGUAGGAUUAAAGUACACAGAAGCAGAGUACCAAGCUGCCAUUUUACAUUUAAAGAGGGAACACAAAGACGAAAUUGAAACAUUAAAGUCUCAGUUUGAACUCAGGGUAUUUCAUAUUCGUGGAGAACAUGCUGUAUCAACUGCUCAGCUUGAAGAAACCAUUGCACAUCUGAAGAAUGAACUCGAUAAUAAAUUAAACAGAAGAAAUGAAAAAGCAAAGGAUAUUAGUGUUUCUACUGAAGAUGAUAACCCACCAAAGACAUACCGAAAUGUAUGUAUACAGACCGACAGAGAAACUUUCAUAAAGCCUAGUGAAGAAGAAAACAGAGCUGUGAAAAAUAACCAAAUAGUACCCAAAAAGCUUAAUAUUUCUUCUUUGUCUCAUAGUAUUUCUUCCCAAAGUGAAAAUAAGGACAAUUACAAUGUGCACUCUUCAGAAAGUGUCUUAUCUUGUCAACCAAAACAAAUGUUGCCUCCACCACCGCCACCACCACCACCACCACCACCACCACCUCCUCCUCCUCCUCCUCCCCUCCCUGAUUCUUCACUACCAGGUUUAGUUCCUCCACCGCCACCUUUGCCAACAGGACCAACUUCACUGACAUCUCAGUUUGGAUCCGGUCCACCACUGCCACCUCCACUUUCGGACAGCUGUAGGAAUUUUCAAGCACCACCACCGCCGCCGCCACCACCACUUCCAGGGUUGGGACCUCCUGUUCCUCCUCCACUGCCUGGAUCUGGGUUACCUCCACCCCCUCCACCUCCUGGGCCUGGGUUCUUUUUAAAUAGCACUUUAUCUUCAAACCAAGGUCCUCGAAAACCUGCCAUUGAACCUAGACGUCCCAUGAAGCCUUUGUAUUGGACACGGAUACAAUUACAAGGUAGCAGGAAAACUGCUAUGCUAACAUUAUGGGAAUCACUAGUAGAACCUGAUAUACUUGAUACUACUGAGUUUGAAUAUUUAUUCUCCAAAGAUACCACUCAGGAAAAAAGAAAACCAUUAUCAGAGACUUACGAAAAAAAAACCAAGGCCAAAAAGAUUAUCAAAUUGUUGGAUGGAAAGCGGUCUCAAACUGUAGGAAUUUUAAUAUCCAGUUUGCACCUGGAGAUGAAGGAUAUUCAACAAGCUAUACUCUGUAUUGAUGACUCCGUAGUAGAUCUGGAAACACUGGAAGCACUGUAUGAAAAUAGAGCACAAAAGGAUGAACUGGAGAAAAUCAAGCAAUAUUAUCAGACUUCAAAAGAGGAGGAACUGAAGCUUCUGGAUAAACCAGAACAAUUUUUAUAUGAGUUAUCACAAAUCCCCAACUUCACAGAACGAGCUCAGUGUAUUAUCUUCCAGUCAGUUUUCUCUGAAGGGAUAACAUCAGUGCACAGGAAAGUUGAUAUCAUAACUCGUGUUUCCAAGGCUUUGCUGAACAUGACAAGUGUAAAGGAAAUUUUAGGUUUGAUUCUGGCUUUUGGAAAUUAUAUGAAUGGCGGGAAUAGGACCCGAGGUCAAGCUGAUGGAUUUGGUUUGGAAAUACUCCCCAAACUAAAGGAUGUCAAAAGCAGAGAUAAUGGUAUUAAUCUUGUGGAUUAUAUCGUCAUAUAUUACCUACGCCAUUGUGAUAAGGAAGCAGGAACAGACAAGAGUAUUUUUCCUUUACCAGAACCACAGGAUUUUUUCCAGGCCUCCCAAGUUAAGUUUGAAGACCUAAUAAAAGAUUUAAGGAAACUGAAGAGAGAUCUAGAAGCUUCUGAAAAGCAGAUGAAGUUAGUUUGCAGAGAGUCUUCUGAAGAGCAUCUCCAGCCCUUUAAGGAGAAAUUAGAGGAAUUCUUCCAGAAAGCUAAAGAAGAACAUAAAAAAGAAGCAAGCAGUUUGGAAAAUGCACAAAAAUGCUUUGAAGAAACAGUGGGAUACUUUGGGAUAAAGCCAAAGCCUGGUGAGAAGGAGAUCACACCAAACUACGUUUUCAUGGUGUGGUACGAAUUCUGCAGUGACUUCAAGACCAUUUGGAAACGAGAGAGCAAAAGCAUUUCCAAGGAACGAAUUAAAGUGGCUCAGCAAUCAGUAAGCAAGUUAACUGCAGAGAAGAAAGUUGAAACAAAGAAAAUCAAUCCUACAGCUAGCCUGAAAGAAAGACUACGUCAGAAGGAAGCCAAUGUGACUGCCAACUGAAAGAAGGAAGAUGAAAAUGAUAGUGUGGCUUUAUACCUUGCAUGAUGCUUUAUUGCACCCAUGGCCCAGGGAGCACCUUAUGUUAGAUACUGAAUUCUUCUUUGCUGAUCUGUUCCAAGACAAUCCACUAAAGACUUUUUAUUUCCUUCAGAGGGGUCUGUAUGUUCAGUGGAGGGAAUUCUAAGAAGGUUUUUACAUGGGAAGGCAAAAUUAUUUUCUGUAACUCUUCCUUACAUUGCUUAAAAUGCAUCUGGUUGUUAAUGGUUAUUUAAAGUACACUAUGCAUAAUGCAUUAUUAUGGAAGAGCUAAAAUGAGCAUUUUGGAUGCUAAUUAAUGACUAACAACCUGUAGGUUAUUUACAGGGCUUUGUGUAGAUGAGAGCAAAUAUGCCAUUCAACUCACAGAAGACUAUUACAUCGUGCUUUUUGUUACUUCAGCAGAAACUUAGGUAAAAUUAAUUGAUUCUAAAUAAUUUUACAGUGUCUAAGUAUUGGAUGCAUCUUUCUAAAACUGAUUAAAUGUAAUUAUAGAUUUAUGCUGUAUUUUACUAGACAUAUUUUUAUAGAAGCUUCAGCUUAUGCCAUACAUUGAAAUGGAAACAAUAUUUUGCACAUGAAAAGGAAUAGUUUCAAAUUCUUUAGUUUUAUGAUUGAUGGCAUAACUGAUUCAUUAUUUUUAUGGUUUUAACCUAACAUUUCCUAAAUCUUGAGCUUCAAAAGAAAAAAUAUAAAAAUGUAUAUUUUUAUUUCAGUAUAUAUUGAAAAUAUCAAUUCCAUAAAAUGAUGAGUUUAUUAGUCAUUAUCCAUUGAACUAAAAUACACCAACAUGUCUCCAUGGAGUUAAACAUUUGCCAUUAAAUCUCUGGCUUUCAAUUCUAUUGAAAGCUUUUUUUUAAACAGUGAAUAUCUCACUGCUCUUGUCCCCCUAUAUUUGUAUGAAGAAUGUGUCCAGCAUACAUAUAGAUAUACCUUUAUAUAUACAUAAAAUACUUUAAUAAGACUUGAGGAAGAAAUAAAAGAGUCUUGCUGUCCUCCUAUAACAUUAUAACCAUUGCCUAUAUAGAAUCAGAGCCUGAAAAAAACCCUACAAAAUAUCCUCUGUUACUUGAAGAUUCUUACCUCAUUUUAAGGAUUUGGAUUGUUAGAAUGAGAGAUCUUGAAGCUGAAGUUAAUUUAAGGUAAAACAGAAAAGUGAUUUUUAAAUACAAGUAGGUAACAGCCUGUAAAUAGGAACAGCAAACUGGAGAAAACAUACUUCUACAUGCUAUCCAUGAAAGAGAAAUCCCCUUCUUUAUGACAAUGGUGUCUGAAGUUGGUUACGAAGAGAAAUUAGGUGAAACAAAAAACUACAGAAAGGUAAUAGGGGAAAUGUUCUAAUCAUUUGCUUAGAAGCUGGAAAGAAUAUGCAUGAGACAGACAUGGGUUAUCCAUACAGCAAAUUAGAUAGAGAAACUGUGAUGAAACCUAAGGCAAAGUCAUCCCUAGAAGUGUACAUUUAUUAAGGAAAACAGCAGUCGUGGAGACCCUCAUUCAUGAAUUCACUUGAAGAUUUCAUAUAUUGCAGCUUUCUUAAAUGAGUCUCUUAUUCCUGCAUAAAUAAAACCAAGGGAAUCAAGAUUCCCUUGUGUGUUUUGGAGUUUCUAGCUCCUGCAGAUAUACUCAAGAUAUGUAAGCAUAAUUCUUAUUAAAACAGUCAAUAAUAUACCAGAAAAAAUAAUCUGAUCUGUAGUUUGACUAUUCCCAUUGCAGAAAAAAGAAAAUUCCAAAGAUUUAAGUUUUCUGUCUUCCACCAAAUAGGUAAAGUACAUUUGUUUCCAAUAUUAUUAGUGAUAAAAAACAGAAGCAAUAACGUUUAUAAAAGCCAAAGAACAACAGUAAGCAAGGCAAUUCUGAUGAGUGUUUAAACAAACAAGUGUUGAGUUUUGAUAUGGUUUUCUAUCUGUCAUGAAGAUAGCAUGUAUUGCCAUUUGACUUGAUCGGGAAUUUUUCAAUUAAAUGUUUUACUUGAAAUAUUAAUCAACAAGAGUAGCACUGUUUGUAAGAAAGGAUUGGUCUUGAAAAUUCUUAUUAGAAAUAUAUUAUAGAAAAAAGUUUUAAAAUUAUUCAAGGGUCCUGUUUAAAAAUUUCUAAACGUGAAGUUUCAUUUUUCAGUUCAAAUUGACUUUUCAUUUUGAAAUGUUGAAAAAUGUAUAUAAAAAGGGAUUAAAAUUAAAAGUAUUGAUAUAAAGCAUUCCUUGAUCAGACUUCUAAUUAUUUUUUCAGGUUAUCAAUUUGCCAAAGUUCUGAGAAUUUAGGCUAUUUUUUCAGGAUUAUUCAAAGAUAUAUAGCACAGAGACAUUUUUUCUUCCUCAUCUUCAACUGUAUUGAUUUUCCUCUCAGGACAGAGAUUCUGAUUCCAGCUUCACCCAUGACUCAGAUCCUCUACACUAGUUAAACUAUUUUUAAGUGAAAAAAAAGCAUUCACCCAGACUAUUUGAUUCAUUCUCUUAAUCAUGACUUUAGGAUUCUUGGAUGGAAUUCAUCAGCUAAAUAUCACACUUAAACCACUACUGAUAGCCAGAAGUGUCUUCAGGCAGUGAUUGAAGUGACAGUGAUACACCUACUACUGACCUUAACUAAAAUGUAUUAGAGAAGAGAUAUUAACUGAUAUAUCUGUGUAAGCUGUCUAAUUAUGAAGUAUUUAGACACUACAGACAUAAAAAGUGAGAAUCAACCAGCGUUCAUCUUGGGGUCACCAAAAGUUAUGCUUUAAGCUUACAUUUAGUUUGGUGCCUGACUUUACCCCGAGCUUUCUAAUUUGGGGGGAAUAAAAGGAGAGAAGGAGAAAUGAGAGAAAAUAAAAAGAUUGAAUGGAACAGAAGUCUCUGGUACAUACCUAGAUUGCUGUCAAGGAAGUAAAAGUAGAGUGGACUAAAUUAAGCCAAGCAGCAAUAGCUAGACAGUUAAAAUUUUCCAGCUAUGUAAUUUAAAAUACCUCUACACUACAUAGAAGUCACUUCUGUGACCACGAAGUAGAUGUGGCUUAAGAGGGUUUUUUUCUGUUUUUUGUUUUGAUUUCAACUCUGUUAUUGCCAAGCUUUUCAAAGUCUGUAAAGCAAAGUACUAUUAAAACCCAUAUUACUCAGUAGGUGCAUAUUACCCAGGAACACUAUAUACAUUCUUUGUAAAUUGAAUUAUUAGGAAGAAUUCAGUUUAGAUGAGUAAAUAUCAAUAAUUUGUGGUCUUUACCUUACUUACUUACCACUUACUUACCACCUCCUGAUUUUAAAAUAAAAGACCUUUUAUCAUCUUUGAGAUAUUAUGACAAUAUAAAUUAUAUUUUCAUUAUGUUUUUAUUAAUCUAUGAAAACUACCCAGGUAUUUUGCCAUGACAAACCCAUGUAAAUGUUUUAUCAUGUGCUUUAUUAUAGGGUUGUAAAUGUAUAGCUUGAAUAUUAUACUUUUGUAUUUAACUUACAAAUUUUUGGCAGCAAAACAUAAACUGUAUGAUCUUCAGUUUCUGUACAUACAGAAAUUAAAAUAGAAUUGAUGGAAUACUCAGCAGAGAGAAAAGUAAUUUAACACCUUAAGUGGUUCUAGGAAGGAUAAAGUUUACAUGGGAUCUCAACCUUUCUGAAUUGCUGAGGAUAUCUCCUCCAACCAGAUAUAAACAGCCAGGGUAUCUCUGACCAGUCUAACUUUUUUCUACAUGAAAUAUGAAUAAUUUGUUUUCCAUAUGACAUACAGGCUUCUUAUUGCCCUGAUUUUCCAGGAAAAUGUUAGCAGUUACUUUCUUAGAUCUAAGGAUCUUUCUUAGCUGAUGAAUACACGGCAAUGAAAGACUGUGUAUUUGCUUAUUUAGUAAUACUGUUUCUUCAUUGCUUCAUGUCAAUAUCUUAAAAAUAGAUGCCUUAAUCUUGUCGGGGUGUGGAAUUUCAGAAACACCAAAACAAGUUAGAAAUAUUCGUAUCAUUACACUAUUUGAUGUGUUUUUGAAAAUCCACCUCCUUAAUCUGUGUUUAGGCACCAUUCUAAUCUUAUCAUUUCAGAAAAUCAUAUCCACCUAGUUUUUGCUCAUUCUUGGCCUUGUCUCGAUCAAUAUGGUUAUGGAUCUUGCUCUUUUUUUUUUUUUCUUUGUUUCUUAGUUUUUUGCUUUGGUUUGGGUUUGGUUUUUGCUUUUUUUUGUUUUGCUUUUUUUUUAACACCUUUAGAAUUUCUUAAUGCCAGAUAGUAAAUUUCAGGAAAAAUAUUAAAAAAAAAAAGUAUAAAAAUUAAAACCAGAUAAAUUAAAAUCAGUAAUAAAUUCCAAAUUAUUAGUAAUGAGACUAUUUAACCACAGGAAGAAGUUAACAAAGAUAGUUGUAGUUUCUCCAUUUUCUAAUGUUUUUAAAUCAGGAUGGAACAUCUUUCUGAAAUGUUUGUGUAGUCUAAUACAGCUUAUUGGACUCCGUUCAGAUGUACCUAAGUGGUAGCCCAUAUCCUUUGACUCACCAGUUCAAAUAGUUCCUCUAGACAGAAAAAUGUAAAAAUAAGUAUGUCAAAAUACCUAAUCUUUUUUUUCCUCUCAGCUGUAACGAAAUAUCCAAGGUGGAAGAGCUCUUUGUUGUGAUUUUAAAUUUAAAAUAUCGCAAAUAGUGUGAUGUAGAACAACAUAAUGCAGGAAACUAUUGUCUAAUUAUAAACAUUUGGAUUUCAAAUAAUUAAUAUAUCUCUGAUGCAUCUUGUGUUAUUUGCAAUGUAGCAAAUUUAUAUGCUCUGGAAUUCAACACUGUUUUAGAGAUUCAUAAGCUAGGUCUGAAAAAAAUGGCAUUUGGAUUGCACAAUGUGAAAUUCUGGAUUCACAGAAACCCUAGUUCCUUGUCAUAGGUUUAAGCAUAUGCAAGGGAGUUUACUUUGGAUACAGCUAACAUGAUGCAAAAUUUAAAUAACAAUCUUUCCUUUUAGUGAAUUAUUAGAUAUGACCUGUUAAUACCAUUACCAAAUGUUUCCACUGCUCAGUAGAUCUUGAACCAUAAUGAUUUUAUGCAAUUGUUUUAGAGAUACAAAGUUCAAAAGUUGUGCAAGCAAAAUUACUUGGUUUUGCAAUUUUUCAAAACACCUUCAAGAACUUUUCUUUUUCAUUUUUUUUAAUUCAAAAAAUAUUCUUAGAAACAUUGCUAAAAUGGAUGCUGUUUUUUUUCCACUUGUUGUAAAUGUGAUACACAUGAACUCUAAUAUUUUCAGUAAAUUUGGCAAGCUUCAACGGGCUUUAAAUGAUUUUGAUUUAAUACCUCAUAGAAUUCAAGCUUUUAAAAUUAGGGCCUCUUUGUAAAAUGCAAGUCCUAUUUAUAAAAACAUUUGUUUUAAGAAACAAUGAAGUAAAAAUGCUGAACUGAUAACUUAGACCCAGAAUGCACCACCUUCAUGGGAGGACAUUAUCAAGCAGCAUAAGCUUUCCCACAAUGUACAUCAGCACUGCAUUUCCCAUGGUUUGAUUCUGACAGAUGUCAUCUUAGAGUAAAUCAAAGGCAGCAAUUAUAUUUUUUUUUUCAUUAGGUAUUUCUGUUUAAUUUCAUUUCAUACUUUGUCACCUCAAUUUAAUCUUCAACAAUCUAAUAUUGAGGUAAUAUGAAGCCUUUUUAUAGAGGCUGAUACUGCUUAUAUAUGCAAGGAUUUUUAUUUAUGUAAGUAUUCCUGUGGCCCACACAGUACAAAAUAUCCAUAGAGGACAUUAUAGGGACAUGGGACUGAAUAAAAUCUCUUUUAGAAUCCUGUUAUGACAAUUACGCUGAACUAUUCCAGUAAGGGGAAUGGAUUUCUUUUCUGCAGUAAGAUCUGCCUCAAAAGGUUUUGGAGCUUUCGGAGCUUCUGGUGGAUGGAGGAUGAGGCUGUUGGUAUGGAAUCAUUGCUUUAGCCAUCAAUUCCUAAAAGUACAGCUUCUCUGGAGUUACACUGCAUUUGAAUUCCCUGAGCCAAGAUUGACCCAGGGACUACUGGAAGAGAUGCUGGAAAAUAUCAUCAACAGCCGUAUAUUUUCAAAAGGGAAAGAGAUCAUAGUUAUAUUUCCAGAUUAAAGCAAAAGCUAGGAGACUCUUCCAAAAUAGCAGAAAUUUUAUAUAGUUGUUUGUAUCCUUUAAUUAGAUUCUAUAGAUUUCAGAAAUUCUCCAUUCAUAUAUGAAUUUCCUUCUGUGCCUGUGAAGAGAAUCACUUAUGUAUUCUUAUGCUUUUAUUGUGCGGUGACCACUAAAAUGUUGACUACAAAAACUGUUGAAAGAGAGAUCCAUUAACAAAGUCCCAACAGACAGUUGUAUUUCAGGUUUCCCAGUACUGUCCUGCCAGGAACCUUCAUAUUUUCCUAGAGAUAAGAAGAGUUUAGCUGCCAUGCCAUCUGCGUUCUCAGCCUUUCCUAAUCAUAAACUAGUACUUGUAGCAUAGAGCCAAAUGAUGGGGCCAGAUUCCAUCAUCACUGAUAACUAUUGUGUUUACUACAAUUAAAAGUUAACUAGGUCACAAAGUCAUCCUAAAGAUGACAGGUGGGCUGUUUUUGUGUUACCCAUUAAACUGUAAUAUAUUUGAUAAGCUCAAAGUCCUAAAGAGUACUGACACAGUCUGAGAUUUAUGUAGUCUGUUGACUCUAACACACAGCAUCCAUAUAGUUUAAGCUCAAAUGACUUUAGAAAGAGUAGCUGUAUUAGCUGUUCACUUGUUGAUAGUGUUUCUUUAGUCUUUUUUUUGAAUCUUUACCAAGAUAAUUUUUGUCUAUCUAUGAAUUCCACAUUUGAAAACUUAAAAUGGUACUUUUUCUUUCUGACUUCUCCCAGAGGGACCAGGCUUGUAGUUCAGUAUUCUUACUUUCUAAUUUGGCAUGCUGUAAAUACAUUCCAUUGUAGUUGGACAAAUGCUCAUCCUGAGCAACUAUCCACAGAAAAUGUAUUGUAGAAACUGCAGAAACUGUGUAGAGAUCAAAGAACAUAGCAUUAUUUCCUACUGCUUUGAGCAUCAGUAGUCAGCAAAUAAACAUAUAUAUUGUAUAGCACCUGAUGGUUAUUUCUUAGUUGUAAAGUAGUUUAAGGAAUGUAUUGCCAUUCGCAGCUAAUCACUAUAAACUGGAUAAAAGCCAUGUUGUUCUUAUAUAUUUUUUUUUUUUUAGUCUUUAUUAAAAUGAGUUUUUGUGGUACGGGUAUCUUCUAGGUUUUAGGGAGGAAGAUACCAUUCUGUAAUGAAUCAAAAUGCAGCAGAGUCACAGCUCUAUUCUUUCAUACCUGACAGGAAGGUGAAGGAAUAAAACUGAUUUCUUUUCAUUCCACAUAAAACUAAUACUUUUUUUUCUGAUUACUUUUCAUUGUUGAUCAUUUUGUGUUACAAUCCAGUGCAUUUUAGAAGGGCUGUAAAGAAAUUAGAAGGUUCAGCUAUGAAUCUCAUUCCUUAAAGAUUCCCUGUAAUGUUCAAAUUCAUCAGACUGGCAUGGGGAACACCUCCCCUGUCACAGUUUUUCCUCAGCGAUUUGUAUAACUCUCCUCUCCUUUCUUUGUUAAAAGCAAAGUCAUGUAGCUACCAGACUGGUUGCUAAAGGUCCAGGAAAACUUAACUAUUGGGUAUGGAGAGGUCAAUUAACUUCCAAAUUAUGAUAAAGACUUAUGCAGCUUUAUUACAUGAGUUGAAUCUUCAUAAUUCAUCUAAGUUGAACACAAUUCAUUUUCAAAGAGUUAGACAAUCAGUACAGUGUUUUCAUGCAUUUCUGUUACUUACAAUUUUAUGUCAAAAAAGCCUGUCUCACUGGGUAGGAAACAGAACUUGUGCAUUUAGUUAUGUAACCAACUUCUGCUUGAUUCCAGACCAGAAGUAUGUGUGAUGUGGGAGAUGUACCUGAGUGUUUUGGCAUUACAUUUUAUACAUAUUUCCCAUCACUUAUCCAGGGGCCAAGUAAAGAGAUUCAGUAAUGUACCUAAAAUGAAAAUGUUGUUAGAAAAUGCCACUGAAACAAUAUAAAUCUCGCUAUUUCUUUUUAGUGAAUUUUCAUUUGAAGAAGUCCAUCCUCAUGUAACUUCCUGUUGAGGUGUUUGGGUUUCUUUGUUUUAAUUAGUAGAUGAUAUUAUAUAAGAUAAUCAAGCCAGCUUGUCUUGGACAAACUUAGUAGGGCCUUGAGUGCUAGUCAAGUAAAAUAAUCUAAUCGGUGUGCAUGCUCAACAUGCCCACUUGUAACUACUGUAGCCUGAACAGCACUGUUUUAUCUGCAUAUAGCUCAGAUAAGAGAGAGACUUGAGAGGGAAAUUUAACAGAUUUUCAGGUGUCAGAUUCGGAAAAGCUAUGUCAAAUGAAAUGCAUUCUUGUCAUAUUGGACUGGUUUUGCAACAUCAGUGAUACCUGUUGCAAAGGAAGAGAAAACUCAUGCUCCAUGCCGGGUGGGAUUGGGUAAGGACGUUUUACAGAGAAUUGGUUAAAGUACUAUUUCUUGUCGGAGUUCUCAGCAAAGCUGUGAAUGCCCAGCUGAUAACUGGCAAUAUAUUGCCCAGGAGAAACAGAAUUAUUUUUAUACUUUUUUGAAAAUACAUACUUAUUAUAAUGACACUUUAGUUUUGGGAGUAUAUCAGCCACAAGAAGAAAAUCUGCCCCUGUCAUUGUACUCAGCUAUUACUCUCUGUACAAGCUAAAAGCUUCGCCAUAUUCAGAAGCUAUAGAAAACAAAAAUGGAGAAAUAUCUUUUUGGGAGGAAUCACAUUUAGCCUCUGGAAGGUGUUUUUGGUAAGAUUAUAGUAUGAUUUUCAAGUUUCAUUUAGUGAUUUUGAAAUUUUUUUUGUUUUCCUUUCCAAUCAUUUUGAGUUGAAUAGUUGCACUGUUGAACGUUAUUGUUGUUGGGACUCUUCCCUCUCUUAUGUCCAUAUGACUCAAAACCAUAAAAAUACAUGCCACUUUGGCUGGUUAACUUCUCUUUGAAGAUGUAGCAAAAUAGCAAAUUCUCUCACAAUGCUAUUAAUAUUCUCUGUGUACCUAGCAAGUUUCACAGACAUAACAAUGCUUAAAUCUCUUAUGUCCAUAUGGGAUUUUCUUUAAAAAAAUCAUAGAUUUGCUUGAAUGUUCACACAUACACUCAGCAUUUAUAUAUUUGCUGUCAAUUGAAUUGAGCUCAACUUUGCAUUUUUCAUCCCACAAAAUGUACAGCGAAAAUAAUGGAAUAUUAGUAUGGGUUAAGUUUUUUGUUUUUCAGGAAUCAAUCUCCUUUGGGUAGUUCUUGAAUAAAUAUGUUAUAAAUGUCUUAAAAGAAUAAACUAAAUAGAUUCAGGUGAUUUUUCUCCUCCCUUAACACUAUUAUUAUAUGUGUGUGUGUGUGUUUCUACUAUGUAUCUGAAAUUUUCAUUUUCUCAGAAUACAAGGUGUGCACAUGAUUAACUUUGUAAAAGUUACUGUAGUGGAAUGAAAUAUUUAUUUUUAAAUUAAAUUCUUAAGGAACCAUUGGCUGUAAAUAAAAGACUAUAUUUUCCUCCUCA
This is a messenger RNA of Tyto alba (common barn owl), 13335 nucleotides long. RefSeq names its product formin. Bases 251 to 3892 code for a protein of 1213 amino acids. The transcript is spliced from 17 exons. Gene Ontology annotation, biological process: actin nucleation. Lineage: Eukaryota; Metazoa; Chordata; Aves; Strigiformes; Tytonidae. Gene Ontology annotation, cellular component: endoplasmic reticulum membrane; actin filament; cytoplasm. Gene Ontology annotation, molecular function: microtubule binding. The record is from RefSeq and is a predicted model, not a curated record.